Messenger RNA from Tribolium madens (black flour beetle), 868 nucleotides. RefSeq names its product protein rolling stone-like. The coding region runs from base 35 to 835 and encodes 266 amino acids. Gene Ontology annotation, cellular component: membrane. NCBI's taxonomy places the organism in Eukaryota, Metazoa, Arthropoda, Insecta, Coleoptera, Tenebrionidae. The record is from RefSeq and is a predicted model, not a curated record. The transcript has 4 exons.
UUUGGUUAUUUAUUUGGAAAAUUUUGGUUAGACAAUGACAGAAACAUGGAGGAAAUGCUGUUCUUUGAAACAACUAUCGCUCGAACACGAAGAACCAAUCUUAUUUGUUGUUUCACAAUGGCAAAAAGAGCAAAAACCAAGUGUUAUGUAUUUGGUCUAUCGUUGGAUCAUCGGUGUUUUUUUCUUCACGACUUUCCUAAUCUCUGUCUGCGUUGUGAAGCACCCCGACGCCGACUUGUCGUUCAAAGCCAAAUGGUUGAUUUACUUGACAAAUUGGGGUUACACCAUUUGCACCUUACAAUCUUUGAUAAGUGCUAUGGCCCUGUCCAUUUGCGUCUUGGCGCUUCGCUUGCGAAAAUAUCUCAACCUGCAAUCUAUAACUCUGAAAUUUUAUAAGUUGUACUGGAUGUUGAACGUGAUUGCUACUGACACCGCACUUGAGAUAACUAUACUAUACUGGUCUUUAAUUUACGAUGACAAAGUCAUAAGCUUCAACGCUAUGAAUUUUUUUCUUCACGCUAAUAAUUCCGUGUUGAUGAUGAUAGAUCUGUUUGUUGUGGCGUAUCCUACUCGGCUGCUUCACUGCUGCUACUCUGUUGUUUUUGGAAUAUGUUACAUAGUAUUUAGCGUCAUUUUUUACGCAGCUGGAGGCAUCAGCAGAAAAGGAAAUGUUUAUAUCUACAAAAUCCUGGACUGGCGAAAACCGUUAACUACGACAGUGAUUUGUCUCGCUGCUCUUGCGUUAGUUGUUGUUAUACAUGUUACUUGUUGGGGAUUACAUAAAUUCAGAAUAUGGAUGCAUUCAAAAUGUGUUCCGGAAGCUGGAACCCAUUGAAAUGCAUGAUAUAAGUAAUAAAAAGACACGAAA